Molecule: messenger RNA, 510 nt
Organism: Leishmania major strain Friedlin
Lineage: Eukaryota; Euglenozoa; Kinetoplastea; Trypanosomatida; Trypanosomatidae
Exons: 1
Coding region: 1-510 (169 amino acids)
Biological process (GO): SRP-dependent cotranslational protein targeting to membrane
Cellular component (GO): signal recognition particle
Molecular function (GO): 7S RNA binding
Source: RefSeq, a predicted model, not a curated record
AUGCGCCUGGAACUCAAGGAUUUUGUGCAGGCUACCCGCAGCAUGCAUCAGCAGCCAGGCGGGGUGAGGCGAACACGGCUGAUGCUGCGGCUGCGCCCCUACCAGAGCCGCAAGACGUUCGUGCUCAAGGCCACCGAUGGCCGAGUGACGAUGACGACGCGGGUGGAGCAUCAAGGCCAUAUCAAGAUGGUGGAGAGCCUUGUGAACGAGUUCGUCACGGAGUGCACCAGGGCAUCGGUAGGCAGCCCUGUGCCGUCCACCGCGACUGCGAGCGCUGGAGAGCAGCAAGCGGCAAGCGCGGCCGCCAUGUCUUCCAUCUCAGCUGCGUCAGGGCACAAGGGCCGCAGUCCCGGCGCUGCUGCUGCUGCUGCUGCUGCGACGGGGCAGGCAGGCGCUAGUGGCUCGGCGUCGCACCGGCAGCAGACGCAGCUCGCCUCCGCCCAGGCCAGCAGCCACAGUAGCGGCAACGCUGGAAGACAAGGUAAAGGGAGGAAGGGCAAGCGCCAUUAA